This is a messenger RNA of Lampris incognitus (smalleye Pacific opah), 4092 nucleotides long. RefSeq names its product fms related receptor tyrosine kinase 1 (gene flt1). Gene Ontology annotation, cellular component: plasma membrane; signaling receptor complex. Bases 122 to 3979 code for a protein of 1285 amino acids. Gene Ontology annotation, molecular function: vascular endothelial growth factor receptor activity; ATP binding. Lineage: Eukaryota; Metazoa; Chordata; Actinopteri; Lampriformes; Lampridae. The record is from RefSeq and is a predicted model, not a curated record. The transcript has 30 exons. Gene Ontology annotation, biological process: vascular endothelial growth factor receptor signaling pathway; positive regulation of kinase activity; multicellular organism development.
GAUAGAAACUGAAAGAGAAAAAAGAAAGAAAGAAAGGAAAAAACAGGAUUAAAACUCAAAGCUUGUUCCACUUUUCCCCCUUGACGCAUUCCUCGGCGCUCAGGAUUCGGCAGAAGACAUCAUGAAAUUGGUUUUUGCCUAUGUACUCACUGGAUUGUGUGGCGUGUUUGCGAAAGGUAGGGCGCAAAAGGGGAAGUUCAGUGUUCCUUCUCUGGAUGUGAAGACUCGGCAGCUGGUCCUGCAGGCCAACCAAACACUACAGCUAAACUGCAGGGGCCGCUGGGAGCUGAGCUGGGCCUUGCCGGAGGGCUUGGCCAGAGACCAGGGCAGUGUGCAGGUCAAGGGGUCCCGCUGCGGGAGGACCGGCCAGCAGUACUGCAGCUGUCUGACGGUGGGCUCCGCGCUGGCCCAGCACACCGGCUUGUUCCGCUGCCGCUACCAGCACCGCCCCCGCAAGCAAGCCUCCGUCUACGUCUACGUCACAGACAGCCGGCGGCCAUUUGUGGAGGUGCUGGGUAAGAGCCCGGACGUGCUGUACAUGAAGGAGAGGCAGCCGCUGGUCAUCCCCUGCCGGGUCACCCACCCUAACGUCACCACCCUGCUGGUCAAGUUCCCUGACCACAAACUGAGCCCGGACCAGAGGAACAUUGUCUGGAACAGCAGGCAAGGCUUCACCAUCCGCAGUCCCACCUUCUUUUAUGUGGGCCUCUUCUUCUGUCAAGCCACCGUUGACGACGUCAGCUACUCCUCACAUAUCUACAUUGUUCACAGACCAGUGAAUAACAUCAUGAAGGUGUUCCUGAACAGCAGUGGACCGGUGAGGAAAUUAAAGGGAGAAAGACUGGCCUUAAACUGCACGGCCACGGGGGCGCUGAACACCAGAGUCAACAUCAGCUGGAACUACCCGAGAAAGGAAAACAGAGCGGGCAGCAUUAGUAAGCGAAUCAUGAACAGUGGAAGCCACAUGCUGUUCUACAGCAUCUUGACCAUCCCCAAACUCCAGCGGUCAGACAGGGGCCUCUACACCUGCCAAGUCACCAGUGGCGAAAAAAUCAAAGAAGCAAAAGUUAACGUCACAGUUUAUGACCGUCCGUUUAUCCGUCUGAAGCCCAGACAUGGAUCCGUACUGGAAGCAUAUGCGGGACAGAAGUCUUUCCGACUCUCCCCUAAACUUCAAGCCUACCCUGAACCCGAGGUCGUCUGGUUGAAGGACGGCACGGUGGCAGCAAAGCAUUGCUCCCGAUACCUCGUUCAGAAGAAUUCGCUGGUGAUCCGGGACGUGGCGGAGGAGGACGCGGGGCGGUACACCGUCCUGGUGGCGCUCAAGGAACACAGACUCGACCGCAACCUCACACUCACGGUGGUGGUCAACGUGAGUCCUCAAAUAGGGGAGAAGGCGGUGUCUUUGCAGGACCCGGGCACCGUCCCGCGGGGCAGCAGGAAAGCCUUGCACUGCACAUCGGACGGCGUGCCCCCGCCACACAUCCAGUGGCUGUGGCACCCAUGCCCGUCCAAAGGCCUGUGUGUGUGUCCGACGUCCUCCUCCCUCUGGAGUCCCGUGGGCGAGAGGGCUCCCGGCACGUCCGCACACAACCGCAUCCUGAGUGUCACACACAGACAGGAAGUGCUUCAGGGGAAGAACAAGACUGUGGGGGUCCUGACGGUGGCGGAGGCCUUUGUGUCCGGCAUCUACCGCUGCGUUGCCUCCAACUCUGUGGGCUCAGACGGCUUGGACACUCACUUCUACGUCACAGAUGUCCCGGGAGGCUUCAGUGUGAGCCAGGGGGAGGAGCCUAGAGAGGGCGGGGACCUCCAGCUCACCUGCACGGCCAAUAAGUACCUGUAUGCAGCGUUGUCGUGGCAACACAUGAGCGACAGCCCAUCUCGCAGAGCAGCCCUGAACAGUCAGCUCACACCAGGGGAGUUCUCCCAUUCCCUGACCCUGUCGCUUAGCAACCUGACAGCCAGCGACGCCGGAGCCUACCGUUGCUAUGCCCGUCACCUGCUCACAGGACACAUGACACACCUGGAUAAGCGGGUGGUGGUCAAAGUUUUGGAGCCACCCGCUCUUCUCCAGAAUCUGACGGACUGCUCAGUCAACGUAAGCAGCUCCGUCACCCUUACCUGCCUCGCCCAGGGCACACCGCUCCCGAGCAUCGCGUGGUACAAAAACGAGCGCCCCCUCUCGCAGGGAUCGGGUAUCGUCAUUCUGCAGGAGGGUGGGAACCUCCAUAUUGAUCGAAUCACAGUAGAAGACCAGGGCCUGUAUACCUGCCGGGCGUCCAACGAGAGAGGCUCUGCAGAGAGCUCUGCCUACAUAUGGGUCAACAAUGUUUCAGAGGCAUCAUCUCUGGAGAUCCCCACCCUGACCUGUACCUGUGUGGUAACCGCCCUCCUCUGGCUGCUGCUCACGCUCGUCAUACGCAAGCUCAAACAGCCCAAUGGUUCCAGUGCCAAAUCGGAAUACCUGUCAAUCAUUCUGGACACGGGGGAGGGGCCAGCGGGGGAGCAGUGUGAAAGACUGCAGUACAACGCCAACCAAUGGGAGUUCGCCAGGGAGCGCCUCACCUUAGAGAAACCUUUGGGUCGUGGAGCCUUCGGGAAGGUCAUGCAGGCGUCUGCCUUCGGUAUAAAUAACUCCACCGGCUGCACUACUGUAGCUGUUAAGAUGCUUAAAGAUGGGGCUACAGCCAGUGAGCACAAAGCUCUAAUGACUGAACUGAAGAUCCUCAACCAUAUCGGCCACCAUCUGAACGUAGUCAACUUGCUGGGGGCCUGCACCAAGCCAGGAGGUCCACUUAUGGUUAUUGUGGAGUACUGCUGCUAUGGUAAUCUCUCCACCUACCUAAAGAGCAAGAGAGAUGUGUUUGUUAACAGCAUGGUGUUUAGAGGAGAGGAUGAAGGGAUAAAGAGGCUAGCCAGCGUGUCCAGCAGCCAGAGCAGCAUCAGCUCACAGUCUGAUGUGAUGGAAGAGAAGACGGACGGUGAGCAGGGCACCUUGGGCGAGUCCAAUUCUCCCUUACUCAUGGAGGAUCUGAUUUCAUUCAGUUUCCAGGUGGCACGGGGAAUGGAGUUUCUGGCCUCUCGCAAGUGCAUUCACCGAGACCUGGCAGCCAGGAACAUUCUGCUGUCGGAGAACAAAGUAGUGAAAAUCUGUGACUUCGGGCUGGCCAGGGACGUCUACAAAGACCCCGACUACGUCCGCAAGGGAGACGCCCGGCUGCCGCUGAAGUGGAUGUCCCCGGAGUCCAUAUUUGACAAGGUGUUCACCACCCAGAGUGAUGUGUGGUCCUACGGCAUCCUACUGUGGGAGAUCUUCUCUCUGGGAGCGUCUCCGUACCCUGGCCUUCACAUCGAUGAGGAGUUCUGCCACAGGCUGAAGGGAGGCACACGGAUGCGGGCACCAGAAUACAGCACGCCUGCCAUUUAUAGCACUAUGUUGGCAUGUUGGGAGGCUGACCCCUCAGACCGGCCUACCUUCACUGACCUGGUGGGGACACUUGGAGACCUGCUACAAGCAAGAGUUCUGCAGGAUGGAAAGGAUUAUAUUCCUCUGGGAUCGUCCAUGUGUGGCGACAGACUCAGCAGCGAGUCCAACACGGAGAAAUUCUCCACCAACCAACCACCACAUGCAGUCACUAAUCUGGGUUACAUGCGGGGGAUGGACCCGCUGCAGACCUUUGAGGAACUUCCCUGCAAGGAGCCGGCUAACCCUGAUGAGGAGCAGGGAGACAGUGGGAUGGUCCUGCCCUCAGAGGAGCUCAGACAGCUGACCUGGAGCGACGGCACCAAGAGCAGGAAACUGAGCAGAUUCUUCACCUUCAGCAAAUGCAGGGCAAACCAGCUGACCUGCCUGUGCGAUGACGUCACAGGUCUCCAGGGCGACGACCCCUCCGUCCUGCCGUGCGGCUGGGAGUCCGAAGAGGGCGGCUCUCCUCCUCCGGACUAUAACUCCUCCUUCCUGUACCCCUCCCUCUAGUAUCGCCCCUUCUCAUUCCCGUCGGUCUUCGGUGACGCAGUAAAGUUUUGGUUUCCAGACGCACAUUUUAUUGGUCUUCUCAGCUGCGUCACAACUUUUCCCAUCGGUUUCAU